Molecule: messenger RNA, 1119 nt
Organism: Fusarium graminearum PH-1
Lineage: Eukaryota; Fungi; Ascomycota; Sordariomycetes; Hypocreales; Nectriaceae
Exons: 1
Coding region: 1-1119 (372 amino acids)
Source: RefSeq, a predicted model, not a curated record
AUGUCGGUGCCUGCUGGUAAAGACCGCCAACUUCUCGGUGUUAUUUGCAAGGAUGACACCAAGCGGGAACAGAUCGGCAAGGAGCUUCGAGAGGUUGCUGAGCACACCAAGACCACCGGUUUCAUUCCAACACGACAGGUCAAAUCUGCUCAUGAUUCUCCCAGCGUCUUGAGAGCUACUAAGAUCAAUAUCAAAAGGGAGAGCCAGGCCAAUGCUCAGGAAAAGCCUCGAGAUGCAGAUCAGAAACCAUGCAACCCGCCCCAGAACGCUCCCAAAGGCCCAUCUUCGACACGCACUUUCGCUCAAUCAUUCAGCGCAACCGUAAAGAAAGCUUUGAACCUGAAAAGCUCCGAGCCAGGUGCUUGGUCUCAAUCCAAAAGUUGGACCAGCUUCGCUACAAAGGAGCGUCAGGCAUUUCAGAAGAUGAUGGCCAACCUGCGCUACAUGAGCGCCGACCAAUCCCCAUUUGUUCCUCAAAGCCCGGCAGAGCUGACGGCUUUCAAAGCCUCCCUGGCGGAAUCGAAGACGAAGAAGCUUGGACAAGAGGUACAGCAGCGUCUCGCAGAGACUAAUGCCAAGGACGUCGAAGGCGCUGGGGAUAAGAACGGAACCCCGAUGAAACUUUUGGGUGGUAAGAAAUUCGAGGACCAACUUUCACCUGUUUUUGCAGCCGUUAACUGCUUCAACAAAGCACGGAUGACGCCGCCUUAUGGAGCCGAGUGGCCGUCCCUCGCAGAACUGAAGGAAGAGGGAGACAAACGUGCCAAUCGAGAAGGCCGGUGCUUGCCUCUUCCUCGAAUGGGUCUUGUCGCUCACAGAUUCUUGCACUGGGAUGAUGAAGCUUAUGACUCGGAUGGGUCGAUUCAGUGGGACAAGAAGGUUGUUCAAGUCAAACUCGGUUCACUUUGCCCUGUUACCGGACAAGAGCCUUCUAUGUUUCCACCAACUGAGCUUCAAACUGAGGAGGCUCUGUUCUUACCUGCUGAUUUGCUUCAUGAUAUUGACGCAGUCGAUAUCGAGAAAGAAGAUAAUGAGAAGGAGGGCAAGGACAAGGACGGAAAGGACGGAAAGGACUUGAAGAAGGACAAGAAAGCUGAAAAGAAGGAAAUUUCAAAGUAG